Molecule: messenger RNA, 999 nt
Organism: Columba livia (rock pigeon)
Lineage: Eukaryota; Metazoa; Chordata; Aves; Columbiformes; Columbidae
Gene: TMEM18
Product: transmembrane protein 18
Exons: 5
Coding region: 55-462 (135 amino acids)
Cellular component (GO): nuclear membrane
Source: RefSeq, a predicted model, not a curated record
UGGGCGGCUUCUCGCGAGACUUCGCCGGCCGGCCGCAGCGGCGCUGCCGCCACAAUGGAGCAGCCGCUGAGCAGCCCGCCGGGGGUGUCCACUAUUCUGGCGAAGACGGACUGGUCCGAGCCCUGGCUGGUGGGGCUGGCGGUUUUCCACGUCCUCUGCUUCCUCCUGACGUGCGUCUCCUUGCAGCACUACCGGGUGCAAAUAGGACACUUCCUCUGCAUGGUGGCCUUAGUGUACUGCGCUGAAUAUAUAAAUGAAUUAGCAGCCAUGAACUGGAGGCUGUUUUCUAAAUACCAAUACUUUGAUUCAAGAGGAAUGUUUAUUUCACUUGUGUUUUCAGCACCACUGCUGGUGAAUACUAUUAUAAUUGUGAUCACCUGGGUAUACAGAACUUUGAAUGUAAUGACUGAGCUGAAAACAUUACAGCACAGAAUGAAAGCAGAAAAAGAUAAAAAGAAGUGAAAGUGCCUAACACUAUUAUUUUUCAAUUGCAAUAAUACUUGUUCAGGUAACCAGUCCUUUUGUAUGCCUAUCCAGAAACAAAAGUGUUUUUGUGUCUGAUAUUAAGAAGACUUUGCAGCCCAUGGCUGUGGACAAUGAGGUGAAAGCAAGUACCUCCAAUAUGUUUGAAUUGGCUGUGAAACUGAGAAACUCUGUGAAACUGAGUCUCAACAGGUCUUUGUACCCUUCAGUGUAAGAUAGUUUUCCACCAUGACCAAGGCUAUUAGUAUUGGUGAGACAAAAUCUUCCAGUCUGUUUCCAUUUGCCUAUGUAUUUUUUAACUGUGUCUUAACUAUGUGUUUCUCAAGUAUCCAGUCUUCUGCUGCUUAAGAUAAUUGGAACAGUGUUGUGAAUUCCAGUAAAUGAGGGAUUGUAUUCAGAAUACCUCAGGAAUCCAUGCUUCUAUGAAGCACUUCUUUAUCAAUCAAAUUUCAUACUUCCUAUGUGUAUUGUGUGCCAGUAGCAAUUUGUAAAUAAAAUUAUCCACUGUGUCUUAAA